GCAUAUUUACAGUGAACACUUAAUUUGUUAGGAACAAUGGCAUAUAACAAGGAUAACAGGGAUUUUAAAACGCCAGAAGUGAGUAAAAAACGUCGAAUUAGUGAAUUAAUUAGCCCGUCCGAUGGACCCCAAGGUGACCAUGUAAAUUCACCUAACCCCACCCGCCGGAAAGAGUUAUUUUCUCCUGAUGUGACGACAGAAUCAAACGUUCAUCCAAAGGAUAGUCUCCAAGGUAAUGAUAUAAACAUGAGUGACCUUGUCAAGUCUGCUAUUUGCAAUAAGGAGGUAAUGGAAGCAAUUUCAGCAGCAUUAGUGCCAUUAUUAACUGUUGUGUUUGAAUCUAUGCUUCGACCGAUAAAUGAUAAAGUAGAUGCACAAAGCAAAGGUCUAUCUAGUUUGAAUAAGAAGUUGGAUGAACAAAAACAGUCUGUUCAAGAAGUGCGUGAAGAAAAUCGUAAAGUAAAAAUGCAUCUUAGAGAGGCAGAGGAGCGCAUAGAUUCACUUGAAAAAAGUUUAGAUGACUUAGAGCAGUAUGGCAGGAGAACAUCUCUCCGUUUUCACCGGGUACCCAUAAAUUCACCAGAUCUCCAUUGCUCAAAUGAUGCUGCUAAACUGCCAGUUUCGAAUUACAGCAGCGAUUCAACACAACCUAAACAAGCUGACAGAAAAAAUCAGUUAGACACCUAUCAAAUUGUUUUAAACAUUUGUAAUAACAAGAUGAAUUUAAAACCGCCACUAAGUGUAGAAGACAUUGAACGUUCACACACCAUUGGGCCAGUACGUGACGGAUAUGCACAGAUUAUAUGUUAGUUUAAGGGCUGGAAAACUAAAAUCAUGGUAUAUAUGAAAAAAUCGCAGUUGAAAGGUCAUAAAUCUGACACAUUCAAGGUAUUUGUUACAGAGGAUCUGACACGGAAAAGGCAAGUCCUUGUUCAGCAGCUCGAAUUCGCUAGGAAAAAUAAAAAUAUCGACAGCUUUUGGACCAGUGAUGAACGUAUUCUCUACAAAACCAGUAACAAGGAAGGUGCGAUUUAUAAAAAAUAUGAGUGACAUUGAUGACCUACUACCAGAUCCUACUGAUCCAAUGAUGCAAAAUCCAUGGGACAAAGGCAACCCAUUUACAAUGUCAUCAGCUGUAAGCACCGAAGGCAGUGUAG
This is a messenger RNA of Mercenaria mercenaria, 1157 nucleotides long. RefSeq lists its product as uncharacterized. Lineage: Eukaryota; Metazoa; Mollusca; Bivalvia; Venerida; Veneridae. The coding region runs from base 37 to 810 and encodes 257 amino acids. The transcript is spliced from 2 exons. The record is from RefSeq and is a predicted model, not a curated record.